AUGUCGAAGCCAUUCAACCCCGAGGAGGCGGAGAAUCUGGAGGAUAUGGAGAAGCAGUUCGCCGUCAAAGCGGUUGAACAUCUCAUGACAUACUGGUCUAUCUUGGAAAAGGUCAAGGGCUCCCAGCUUCGCUUGACCAAGCAGGACGAUGAUAUCUACAAUUCAUUCAUGGAGGCAUUCCCCGAUUUCGAUCCCGCCGGUACUCUCGUUGAGGACGAGAUGAAGAGCAAGGCUGGCAAGGAGAAGUGGCGCAACUGGAUGCUGCAGUGGGAUAAGAUCGAGGACUUCAACUUUGGCACCAUGAUCCGUACCCGUGCAGAUGCCGAGUAUGACCAGGAGACCACCAUUUUCGGUGUGCGCAUGCAGUUCUACGCUGUUGAGAUCGCUAGAAACCGCGCCGGUCUGAACGACUGGAUCUAUGAGAAGGCCCAGAAGGCCAGCUCUUGA
Messenger RNA from Penicillium robsamsonii, 447 nucleotides. RefSeq names its product polysaccharide biosynthesis domain-containing protein. Gene Ontology annotation, cellular component: cytoplasm. Bases 1 to 447 code for a protein of 148 amino acids. The transcript is spliced from 4 exons. Lineage: Eukaryota; Fungi; Ascomycota; Eurotiomycetes; Eurotiales; Aspergillaceae. The record is from RefSeq and is a predicted model, not a curated record.